Fraxinus pennsylvanica is the source of this 309-nucleotide messenger RNA. The record is from the annotation of a GenBank genome assembly. NCBI's taxonomy places the organism in Eukaryota, Viridiplantae, Streptophyta, Magnoliopsida, Lamiales, Oleaceae.
AUGGAAACCUUCUAUUUCUUCCAAUGCCUUGUGGGGAAGCGUCCUGUUGAUGCUCUUAAUGGUGCUGGCAAUAGUACUUCGAAAAAGGGACGUGGUUCUGGCAAUAUGCAAAACCAAUAUGCUAACAGGGCAUUUGAAAGCCUAUCUCAUGGAGGGAGAAGUGGCUCAAGGGGCAGCGGCAGGAGCAGGGGUCGUGGUGGUCGGUGGAGGUGGAGUGAUCUGGAGCAGCAUGCCAGUGUGCCGAAAGCCGGUGCUUGUCGGGCAAGAUUCCACCUACUUUAUAAUGUUGGGGAGAAGUUGACAUCUUAG